GUCACUCCAUCCUUCCCUUUCUCGGUUGCCUCCGGGACUAUCUUUAAUUCCAGCCCACACGCCACUAUUAACGACAACAAAAGAAAAGAAAAAUGAAGAUCAACGUUUCUACCAUUAUUCUGUCAUUGGCAGCUGCUAGUUCAAUCUAUGCUGCCCCUGUGGCUCCUGCCCACCUCGAAAAGAGAGGAGUGGUUCUUGACAAGCUGAAGGAGUUGUUCGCGAAAGCUAUCAAGAGCCUUGAAUGCGGUGCCUGUGUAGCUGCUCUCGUAGGCGCAAAGGACGUUGCUUUUCUCAACAAGAACUGGGUUCUGGAUGCUGCCGAAGGUAUCUGUGCAGAAUUUAAGAUCAUGCCAAAAGAUGUUUGUGUUGGCCUUGUCCGCACUCAAGGACCCGUACUAGUAGAUGCUGUUAUGCAAGCCAGCCUCCUUUCGGGUGACGGCAAAUACAUCUGCCACCAGGUCCUCGGCGCUUGCCCUGCUCAAGGAAUCACCUCUGGAACUCUCACCUUCCCUAAGCCUAAGCCCGCUAAUGCUGCACCUCCUGCUCCCAACGGCGUUUUAGUUGAUGUUCUUCACUUAUCCGACUGGCACGUCGAUAAUGAGUACGUCGUUGGGGCAGAAGGCGAUUGUGACCGACCACUGUGCUGCCGCAAGUUCGUAGAUUCGCCCUUGACUCCCAAGCGCCCAGCUUCCAGUUGGGGCGAUUAUAAGUGUGAUUCUCCCGUGAAGCUGGGUCAAGACUUGCUCAAGUUUGUCCCCAAUGUUGCUCAGAUCAACUUUACGAUCUUGACCGGAGACAUUCCUCCCCAUGACAUUUGGUUGCAAUCUAAGGAGACCGUAGUGGUGGCUGAGGAGGUUGCUUACAGUACCAUGGAGGCCGGUUUGUCAACCAAAGUAUACCCAACUGUCGGUAACCAUGAAACUGGACCCACAAACUUAUUCCCCACUAAAGCAACUGGUGGCGAUCUCUCCUGGCUGUACAACAGCUUGGCUGAUGACUGGUCUCGUUGGUUGCCAGUCGAUGCUGUCAACUCUGUCAAGAACUAUGGUGCAUACACUGCCAGCCCUGCUCCAGGUCUGCGAAUUAUUUCCCUCAAUACCAACUUUUGCUAUACUCUCAACUUUUACCUCUACGGCAAGAUCAAGGAUUAUGAUCCCAACGGUGAAUUGAAAUGGCUUAUUACUCAACUUCAGGCUGCCGAAGAUGCUGGCGAGCGUGUCUGGAUCAUCAGCCACGUCGGACCUUCACAGACAGACUGCCUCCAGAAUUGGUCUGCUCUUUAUUAUCAAGUUGUUCAGCGCUAUUCUCCUCACGUCAUUGCUGAGCAAUUCUUCGGUCACACUCAUUAUGACGAGUUUGCAUUAUACUAUGGCCCUGGAGCUAAGAACACUCAUAAUGCUAUUUCAACUGGUUGGAUCGGGCCUUCUGUCACGCCAUAUACUGAUUUGAACCCUGGCUUCCGUGUGUACAAGGUCGACUCCAAGAGCUGGAACGUUUUUGAUUCUCAAACUUACAUUGCUGAUCUUGAUCAAGCUGCUAACUGGGAUGCUACAGGUGCUACUCCCAACUGGCAUUUGGAG
Lobosporangium transversale is the source of this 1580-nucleotide messenger RNA. Its product is annotated as Metallo-dependent phosphatase-like protein. Lineage: Eukaryota; Fungi; Mortierellomycota; Mortierellomycetes; Mortierellales; Mortierellaceae. Gene Ontology annotation, molecular function: sphingomyelin phosphodiesterase activity. Gene Ontology annotation, biological process: sphingomyelin catabolic process. The annotation marks the transcript as partial. The record is from RefSeq and is a predicted model, not a curated record. The transcript has 4 exons.